AUGGCAGACAAAGAUACAGAUGAACAAAAAGAGACCAUCGCAGAAGAUCUCGUGGCUAUACAAAAAUAUAAGAUGGCUGGUGAGAUUUCUAAUUGUGUGAUUCAAGGAGUCAUUGCCCAAUGUGUAGCAGGAGCUUCAGUUCGAGAUCUCUGCUCACUGGGAGACAGACUUGUCCAUGAAGAAACCUCCAAGGUCUUUAAGAAGGCAAAAGAUAUGAAGAAAGGCAUUGCUUUCCCAACCUGUGUCUCUGUCAACAAAACUGUGUCUGCCAUUUUUCUCCUUUGUGAUCUUGGUGCUCACGUUGAUGGAUUCAUUGCGUCUGUGGCUCACACUGUUGUUGUUGGCAGUUCACCAUCAACUAAAAUUACUGGCCGCAAAGCUGACAUUCUCCUGGCAGCUCACUAUGCCUCUGAAGCUUUUUUCAGGUUAAUGAAAUCUGGUACAGAGAAUCAAGCAGUUACCAACGUUGUCCAAAUGAUCGCCGAAAGCUUUAAGUGUAAACCGAUCAUUGGAAUGCUUAGCCACCAGCUCAAGCAGUUUGAGAUAAACGGUGAAAAGUCUUAUCAUUCAGAACCCAAGCGAAAACGAGCCUCUGGUGAAGGAAUGGCUAAGGAGAUGGACUCUCGCACUACCGUGUUUAAAAAAAACAAUGAGAUGUACGUACUGAAGGAGAACGCUCCCAAUGCUCUGUUCAUAGAAGUCAACUCGAAGUGCGGCACGAUGCCGUUCUGCCUUCGUAACCUGGAGGACGAGAAGAAAGCAUGCGUGGGAGUCCCCGAGUGUGUCUCCCAUCAAUUGCUCGAACCGUUUCCUGUUCUUUACGAGGAGCCUAGUGAGUAG
This is a messenger RNA of Daphnia pulicaria, 840 nucleotides long. Its product is annotated as proliferation-associated protein 2G4-like. The record is from RefSeq and is a predicted model, not a curated record. The transcript has 6 exons. The coding region runs from base 1 to 840 and encodes 279 amino acids. NCBI's taxonomy places the organism in Eukaryota, Metazoa, Arthropoda, Branchiopoda, Diplostraca, Daphniidae.